AUGGAGAGGAUGGAAAGCAUCAAAUACAUACCUGCAGGUCCCCUAAUGGACAUCACAGUCAUUGCUGGAAGGUUUGAUGAUGUGUACCUGCCACACUGGAUCUGCAUUGAUGAUGUCCCUAAAAUAUCUGACAAGUUUGCAGUCCUACACAUAGAUGACUGUGGAGAUGUUGUGGAAAAAGUGUCUGAGGUCACGUCGUCCCAUGUCAAGCUGUCUGAACCAGUUUUUUCACCAAGAGCAGUCUUGAUGAAAGCUGGCAUUCCAGUGAAAAUAAACUGUAAUGUGUUAAUAUAUCAGACCAACACAGCAUUCCUGACACUGCAUGUUUAUCUGAUCCCACGUGAUCCUGGUAAACAAGAGGCAAUGGACAACAAGAAUGUAUCUUAUGGAUACAAAGUAAUCAGAAAGCCACAUCCAGAGAAGUCCCUGAAAAUGCGUGAUUGUUUCAUCUUAAAGGCAGAUGUGAAUGGUGCAAAAGUUUCUCCUAAAGACUUAAAGCUCAGAUGUGAAAGCAGAGGCCCAAAUUUCUUUGAAGUUUACAUUGAAAAUCCAGACAGAAACUUCACACUCAACCUCACACAAAAAAAAAGUCAACAACCAGUGUGGACCCAUGAAAUUCGAAAAGGUGAAUAUCAAAGCAUGGUUAAUAUGCAAG
This is a messenger RNA of Micropterus dolomieu (smallmouth bass), 655 nucleotides long. Its product is annotated as NACHT, LRR and PYD domains-containing protein 1 homolog. The record is from RefSeq and is a predicted model, not a curated record. The transcript is spliced from 5 exons. NCBI's taxonomy places the organism in Eukaryota, Metazoa, Chordata, Actinopteri, Centrarchiformes, Centrarchidae. The annotation marks the transcript as partial.